This is a messenger RNA of Antrostomus carolinensis (chuck-will's-widow), 393 nucleotides long. Its product is annotated as tubulin alpha-3 chain. NCBI's taxonomy places the organism in Eukaryota, Metazoa, Chordata, Aves, Caprimulgiformes, Caprimulgidae. The transcript has 2 exons. Gene Ontology annotation, biological process: microtubule-based process. The annotation marks the transcript as partial. Gene Ontology annotation, molecular function: structural constituent of cytoskeleton; GTP binding. Gene Ontology annotation, cellular component: microtubule. The record is from RefSeq and is a predicted model, not a curated record.
AGGGAGUGCAUUUCCAUCCACAUCGGGCAGGCUGGCGUGCAGAUGGGCAAUGCCUGCUGGGAGCUCUACUGCCUCGAACAUGGGAUCCAGGCGGAUGGGACCAUUCCUGGCCCCAAGCAAGUGAAAUCUUUGGAGCCGAAGUCUGAACAAGUGGAUUCUUCUUUUGAGACCUUCUUCUGUGAGACAGCAUCUGGGAAGCAUGUGCCCCGAGCCGUGUUCAUAGACUUGGAGCCCACUGUCAUUGAUGAGAUCAGGACUGGGACCUACCAUGCACUCUUCCACCCAGAGCAACUCAUCAGUGGCAAGGAAGAUGCUGCCAACAACUAUGCCCGUGGCCACUACACCAUCGGAAAGGAGAUUAUAGACACUGUCCUCAGCAGAAUUCGUAAAAUG